This is a messenger RNA of Malassezia restricta, 1155 nucleotides long. Its product is annotated as calcium/calmodulin-dependent protein kinase I. The record is from RefSeq and is a predicted model, not a curated record. Lineage: Eukaryota; Fungi; Basidiomycota; Malasseziomycetes; Malasseziales; Malasseziaceae. The coding region runs from base 1 to 1155 and encodes 384 amino acids. Gene Ontology annotation, molecular function: ATP binding; calcium/calmodulin-dependent protein kinase activity. Gene Ontology annotation, biological process: cellular response to oxidative stress; protein phosphorylation. The transcript has a single exon.
AUGGCAUCCGUUGCGGAUACCUCGUUAUAUGAACAGCCGGCCAGCUAUGUAAAGAAACAGGAGUAUACAUUUGGAAAAACAAUAGGCAAGGGAACGUAUGGCGUCGUUCGCUCCGCUAUACGCACACUGCCUGACCACACUACACAACCUGUGGCUGUCAAAAUCAUCAAGAAGAGCUCGCUCAAACGGCAGGAGCAUAUUAUUAUGCAGGAAAUUGAAAUGGUGCGCAGCCUGAAUCAUCCCCAUAUCAUCAAACUAAUCGACUGGUUCGAGUCCAAGGACAAGUUUUACCUCGUGUUUGAGGAAGCGCACGGUGGCGAACUCUUUUAUCGGCUCAUGCAGGGACGAUUUACCGAGCGUGCUGCGUGUCGUAUUAUUUACGUCGUACUCGAGGCUAUCGCGUACAUGCAUCGAAACGAAAUUGUGCAUCGGGACAUUAAGCCGGAAAAUAUCUUGUAUCGCUCCGAGGCACAAGAUGCCGAUAUUGUGUUGGUGGAUUUUGGGAUUGCGACGCAUUUGUACGAGCACACCGAUACAGAGCUGCAUGGCAUGUGCGGAAGCGUAGGCUAUGCUGCGCCCGAAGUCAUGGCCCGCAAAGGUUACGGCAAGCCCGUCGACAUGUGGGGCCUCGGCAUCGUGACUUAUUGCAUGCUGUGUGGCUUCGCUCCUUUUUCCUCGGUGGAUCCCAAGCUAUUUCUCGAGCAAGUCGAGUCGGCGACCAUCUCAUUCGAGGGUAAGUAUUGGGAUUCAGUCAGUGCCGAGGGUAUCGACUUUGUUCAGCAGUGUCUCAACCGUGACCCCGAGCAGCGCAUCACCUCAGAAGAUGCUUUGCAUCAUGCAUGGUUCCGACUCAUAUCUGAUGAGACGCAUGAGAGUGACGACGAUGGCAAUGACAUUAGCACAGGUGUACGAGAGAACUACCGCUCGAAAUGGAAGUCCGUUAUGGCAACAGUACGUGCCACCAAGCGGAUCCAAGCCCUAAGCCACACACAUGUCGAGCCUUUGCACGAAGAUCUAUGCCCCUCAUCGCCGCUCUAUUCGGAUGAAGAUAAUGACCACGACAACCAUUCCUUUGGCGCCCCUCAGCGCACAACGUCCAACAGCUGGCUUGAAUGGCUGCGCUCCUACUUUCCCGUAUAUAACUAUUCUGAGUAG